Anolis carolinensis (green anole) is the source of this 2764-nucleotide messenger RNA. Its product is annotated as KIAA1191 ortholog. Gene Ontology annotation, cellular component: cytoplasm. The record is from RefSeq and is a predicted model, not a curated record. The transcript has 9 exons. NCBI's taxonomy places the organism in Eukaryota, Metazoa, Chordata, Lepidosauria, Squamata, Anolidae. Bases 372 to 1307 code for a protein of 311 amino acids.
CCUGGCGGCGGCUCUUAGUUGGCGUUGUGGGCAUCUGAAACGCCGGAGACACCGGCCGUCGUUUCCCCUCCUUCUCCUCCAUGGCGGCUCCAGACGUUGCUGGGCGGCUUCGGGUCGCGGCCGGCGUCCUUCGCUUCCUGCCUCCGUCCGACUCGCGGCCGGAGCGGGCCUGUUAGUAGUGGGGGAGCUCCGUCCGAGGGCUGCAGGCGGCCCAAGGCAGUCUGUCUGCAUGGAAGCUUGUGGGGAUGGUUUGGUAGAGUCAGCCUCAGCAACAGAAUGGUCCUUUUUUGACAUCUUUCUUUCAUCAUAACUUGUGGUAACAACAGCCCUAUUCUGGAUUUCCAUAUAACGAAAGACCUGGAAUUGCAAUCAUGGCUUCACGACGAACAGAUGUUCCUGCUAUUGAGCAUGGCUCUGGAAGCCUCCUAGGAAAGAUGUCCCAGCCAAUUGGAAUGAGCCGCCGGGCAUUCAGUUAUGAUGAUGCCCUGGAGGAUACAGCACCAAUGACUCCUCCUCCUUCAAAUAUGUCCUCCAAUAUCCUAUGGAAAGAACCAGUCAUUCCAGACCGCAAAUAUGAGGAGCUUUCCAAGGUUGAGGAAGAGGAAAUUAGCAUGCAUGCAUCUGCCAUAGUCCCAUCAUCUUCUACUGAGACUGUGAGCAAGGUUCCAGUAGUGAAGGCCAAAGCCACCCACAUCAUCAUGAAUUCUCUCAUUACAAAACAAACUCAGGAGAGCAUUCAGCGCUUUGAGCAGCAGGCAGGGCUGAGAGAUGCCGGAUACACUCCUCACAAGGGCCUCACUGCAGAGGAGACAAAAUACCAUCGUGUGGCUGAGUCGUUCCAUAACCUAAAGAUGCAAAGUGGAGACAUGGCAAAAGAAGAUAAACAGACCUCUUCUGCUCAAUCCACUCCAAGCAGCACUCCGCAAUCCUCUCCCAAGCGCACCUACAGGGGCUGGUUUAGUCAGGGAACCUCCAAUUCCAUCACUGGCCCUGAUCUUGCCUCAAUGGACUCCAGCGGUGGGGAUGGCGAUAAAAUACCAUCGGAAAAAUGGAGCCUCUUUGGACCAAGGACUCUUCAGAGAUCCACUACUAGCACAGGGGGCUUUACCAUCCAGGCCUAUAAAGGUGCCCAGAAGCCAUCUCCAAUGGAACUUAUGCGUGCCCAGGCCACUCGGAUGGCAGAGGAUUCUGCAACGUUUAAGCCCCCCAAGAUGGACAUUCCUGCUAUGGAAGAAAAGAGGCGGUCCCCACGUUCUCAUAACCUCAAGCCUCGGGACAUGAAUGUGCUCACUCCAACUGGGUUCUAGGAACACCUCUGCUUAUAGGGCCUGGUCAUGAUCUUGGGACAAAAUGCUCCUUGUGCUGCUUUUUUUUCAUUCCUUUUACAGUUGACAUAGGGUGGCCUCUUCUAGUUCAGAAUUACAUUUGGUGAUGAAACAUGUCUGAGGAAUUUUAUGGAUGUAUUGAUCUCUUCUCAUUCCAAGCAUUUCUUCUGUGCAGCACAAAUCAUUGUCAUCCUGCCAGUGUAUUUCUGACACAUAGCCUUGUUUUAUAAUGGACACCACAUCAUGUUCAAGUUUUGUUUUUUUGUAGCUUGACUGUCUGAUCUGCUGUGACUGGCUCUUGUGUAGACAUCUGCUUUAUUUAUGCCAGGUUAUUGUAGAGUUGUGUGUGACUUUAGCCUCUUAAAUAUUCCCUAUUUCAACCUUUAAGGGAUUUCAGCAUUCUCUGGUUAAAUGCUUUUUUGAAGUCUUGUUCCUGGAAGGUUUUGAAAAUCUGCUUUGGCUGUUUCAGUUACAAGAGAUCUAUGCCUUAAUGUUGGGACAUGCCCAUUCAAAGGUCUGCAGUAUGCAUGACACGGUUUGUGAAGUCUGUUCCUGACAUUGAAUGGCUCAUUAUAUCAUUGACAAAGUCCUUCAGUCCCAGAGUAUAACAAGUCUCAAACAGAAAAAGGGAGUCAUGGCUAUUACAUGUGGUCUCAAAGGCAUUGGAAAUUUCUAGUGGCACUUUUUGAAAAGAAAGGAUGUGGAAUGGAAGUAAAUUAAUGAGAAAGAGACAAUUGACAUCUAAGUUUAUUCUGGAUAUAGAGGGUUCCAAGGUAAAUAGCUUAUAAUAUGGAAAGAAUCUAGCUGAGCUGCUUAAAUUAGUUGUGAACAUUAAUAACAAGUAAUGUGGUUGUUUCUUUUGACAUGUUUAUGUCAGGCAAGGAAAGACAUUGUGUAUCCAGUCCAAGAUAAGCAAAGCAUAUACAGCCCUUCUUUUCUUGAGCUAAAAGUCCAGCAUUCCUCCUAAUUGCCUGUCCUUGCUAGGGCUUCUGGGAGGUGCAGUGAAACAAUUAAAGGGCUGUACUUCGCCCACUUCUGAUUUCAGCUCUUAAGCCACAGGUUGGCAUUACUUUAUCAUGUAACAGCUUGGAAUAUCUGUUAUAUAGAAGUUCCUUUGUGUAAUGGCAUGUUUAUGAAGGACCUUCUCACUAAGCUUUUUUACUGCCCUAGAGUACCCUGUGACUUUUCUAUAAACUGAGAUUGUGAUAUCACUCAACAACUUGCUAAUGUCUAAUCCUUCUUAUGACCACAUCUUGGAUAUGUGUUCCUUUGACAGCAUUCUGGCUUUUGCCAACUUUGUUUAGUUAUUGUCAUCACUACUUCUACACAGUAAACAGUGAUUCAGCUUUUUGAUUAAUGUUUAAUUUAUUUUGUGAUGUUUUGUGCUCAUGUCUAUCCCUGACUAUUCCAUGGAAUUAAAAACACCCCUUCCAAAUGCA